Neurospora hispaniola is the source of this 302-nucleotide messenger RNA. RefSeq lists its product as uncharacterized. The transcript has a single exon. NCBI's taxonomy places the organism in Eukaryota, Fungi, Ascomycota, Sordariomycetes, Sordariales, Sordariaceae. Bases 57 to 224 code for a protein of 55 amino acids. The record is from RefSeq and is a predicted model, not a curated record.
CAUGGUAAUAUUCCGUAUGGACGAUUGGCCAUGGAAGCAAGGAAACCGGGGGCAAAAUGGGCAUACCAGGUCCGGGGUUCGUUGUCAGCGCGGCCCCUGGGUUCCUUAAUCAAGAUCCCAAAAGCCCACCGAACGGCUCUGCGUUGAAGACACACAGGGCAAAGAACAAAGAACGAGAAAAAGAAGAUCUCACUGGUGGAACGUAUCCUUGUGGCUUCAUCUGAUGUCCCUGGUCAUCUACAGAUGCAGGGGGUUCUUACGAGCGAGCAAAAGCCAUGGACGGACUCAGGAUACAAACCAGG